AUGAUAUUUCAUCAGAAAGUUGGCAAUGAAAGUUAUUUUAUCGAUAGUGUCACACACAACAGCUUUAUGUUGUUUAUUAUUUUACGUGAAUAUGUUUGUUCAUUAAUGAUGUCAGAUAAUACUACUGAUCAAGUACAAUGUACUAUCAGCUCAAAAGAUACAAUCUCUUUAUACAUGUUAAUGUAUGAAAUGUUAAAAGAAAAUAUUGGUAAUCCUUUCGAUAUAUUGAAAUCUGAUUCAUCAAAUGUACAUAUUCCUGACUAUUUAAAACCAUUCAUUCAAGGCCGAAUUGAACGAUUACGAAAUUAUUAUGAAGCUGUUGCAUAUACAAAUUUAUGGACAUUUAAAAGUUUAAUCUUCGCAAAACCAUUACGUCUUGGCAAUCAGCUAGAUGAUGAUGAUGAUGAUGACGAUUAUGAUAUGGACAUCGCUGAUAUUGAAGCUCAUAUUAGUGAUCAAAGUAAUAGUGGUAGAAGAAAAUUUUUCUUAACAAAAGAUAGUGUUUUUGGUUUAUUUGUACGUAGAUUUGCACUAGGACUUUAUGCACAAAGUUUUGAAAAAAUGAUACAAUUUUUUGAUUCAUUUUUUGAUGCUUAUGAUCAUGAAAUGAAUAUGGCAUCAAAUGUUGACAGUACAAAUUUGAUUGUAGAAAGAUUUGCUGAUUCAUUCAGUAGAGAUCAAUAUUUAAUAUCAACUCGUAAUCAAGCAUUAGAAGUUUGUUCAGAAAUUAUUGAUUCCAUCGGGAAAAUUGGUGGACGGCCUAAUUUAAAUUUACAAAAAUACAAUGAACUAUUAUUGUUAGCCAAAAGAAAGUAUCCUGAUGUAUCAUUUACGCAUUAUGCUUCACAUAUUUAUGCUUUACAUAAACGAAAUUUCACUCUGGCUGAAAAUGAAUUACAUGCUUAUUUUGAAACAUGUAUGGGAUCGGUACAAAAUGCAGAAUUAUCAUUAUCAUCAUCAUCAUUGUUAACAUCAAUUUCAUCUGGAGUUGGCACUACAACUACUACAACGAUAACUACAACCACCGCGACAACCACAACAACAACUGCAUCAAGUACAUCGUCAUUGUUAACUACACCUAUGAUGAAUUCUAGUAAUAUUUGUGCUCAUAUGGCAGUGACUGGUGCUGGUAUGCAUUUAAAUUUUGGUCAUUGGUAUAGAGGAAAAUGUUUAAUUAAAGAAGCACUUCAAAAGUCUUUAGAAAGUGAAUCAAAAGAUUCACUUGGUCAUGUUAAAGUUACACAUAAUUUAUUAAAUGCCAAUAAUGAUCCAUUUCGUUAUGAUGAUCAAGUACCAAUGAAACAAUCAUUCAAAUUAAAUGAUGUUACAUUAACUGAAUUUCGUACAACAUUUUGGAGUGAAUUAGAUAAAGGAUCAGAACCGCAUAAAUUACUAACUAUGUAUUUCAAUUCAGCGAAUACAAUAUGUCAAGCGUAUUUUACUAUAUGCCAGUUGGAUUUAGCUACAAUGUGGCAAUUUUAUGGUUAUCCAAAUUUAGCUACUGUCCUCAUGCAAUGUAUCAUUAGCGCGGAUUGUUUAAAACCAUGUUGUCAAUCGGAUAGUGUAUUGGCUAAUGCUUUUGCAAAUAUUAUUAAAGAAUUUAAUUCGAUGGGAUUAAUUGAGACAGCGCUGAAAUUGUCUAAAAUUUGUCGAUCUACAUUGUGCCGUUUUCCAAAUCAAUCAGUUCUAUUACAAGCAAGUAUGGAAAUUGAACUGGAACAAAAUUUACGAUCUGGUCAUGAUUUAGGUCAAUGUGAUCGUUUAGUAAAUUCAUUACGACUAUUUUGUCCAUGGGAAGCUGCUUUAAGGCAAGCUGAAGUUGAAUUGAAACGUGGCAAUGUAUCGUAUAGUCAUGAUAUAUUACGUUAUAUUAUUGAUAAUAUCAUUGUAAAACGUGAUCAUGACUAUGGUUUAUUGUUACAACAUAAUGGAUCAAUGAACACUACCACUACUACUACUACUACUACUACUAAUCAUCAUCGUUCCAAUGAAUUAUGCAAUCAAACGCAACCAUUUUCACAUUUACUCUUACCAACAUUUCCUGAACAUAAUCUACCUGUAGGUGGUAUGUGUAAAUUGGCGUUGAUUGAAUUACGUGCACAUUUAGCUUUAAUUGAAUUAUUGAUCACAUUGAAAUUAUAUGUGUACGCUUUGAAUGAAAUCAAUGUCACAUUGAAAUUAUGUGAACAAUAUCGAUUAAAUUUAGGCAUUGAAAUGAUUCAACUAUUCCAAUGUACUAUUUAUUUAUCAAUGAAUAAUCAAAAAAGGAUCAAUAAUACUACUUAUACUACUACUAAUACUACUGAUAACAGUCAUCAUCAUCAUCAUGACCAUCACUCACUAGCAGCCAAUGGUGUUAUUGUUGAUUCAACAAUCUGUAAUGAAUGGAUCAAUCAAUUGAAACAAGCCCGACCCAGUGUGAUUUAUGCCAUGAAUACAAAUCUUAGUGAAAUAUUACAUCGUACUGAUCAAUUAACAAAAUAUCGUUGUCAAAUAUUUCAUAGUCGUAUACGUUUAUUAAUUCAUGUGAAUGAGAAUAAUAAGCCGUUUAUUCAUAUGCAUAUGACAGAAUUAUUAAAAGCACUCAAUUAUUAUCGUCAAUUAGAUGAUAGAAAACGUGUACUUGAUGUCUUAGUAUUAAUGGUAAGUGUGUUUUCUGUAAUUGUAUUGCGCAGAGAUCAUUUUCAUCAUGAAAAGAAAAAAUUCUUAAUUUCUCAUUGA
Molecule: messenger RNA, 2721 nt
Organism: Schistosoma turkestanicum
Lineage: Eukaryota; Metazoa; Platyhelminthes; Trematoda; Strigeidida; Schistosomatidae
Source: the annotation of a GenBank genome assembly